AUGACGCUCCACACAUUUAACCGCGUGUGGUGCAAAAUGAUGCUCCAGCGGUACAUGGGAGCAUGGCUGGACAACAAUUUGUCCGUUGACCAGUUGUCGCUCGAACUGGCCAACGGGUGUCUGGAGCUUGAGAGCCUUGACAUCAACACAAAAGUAAGAAAUUAUAAUUUUGAUUUGAAAACCAAGAUAAUAAAACAGGCUGUGAGUCAAGGAUUCUCCCAGUGCAGCAUCCCGCUGAAAUUGGUGGAUGGGUACUUGGGCCGGAUUAAAAUUGAAAUCCCAUGGCUCAGGCUCAUGACCGACCCGACGAGGAUGUGCAUAGAAGACCUGCAGCUGACGUUCAGAGGUGCAGACGUCAUGAGAAUGGACGACAUGGAGACACGUAAGUGGAAAAUUCACCUGUUCAAUAGUAAUUAUAUUUUUUCAGUGACGUCAAUGAUUGGCAGUGUCUUAAUGGGCCUCGACACAGAUGAUAUGGCCCGAAGUGUCUUUGACGAAAUGUCCAGGGAGAACAAUUUGAGUGCAGAACUCCUUGGACUCGAUGACACCGCCGACAGUUUCGCGGGAUUCAUCAACGCAGUCUACUCCCGUUUCUGCCUGACGAUCAAAAAACUGACUCUUCGGUUUGAAAAUGAGCCGAAAGAUCAGUCGGAGAUGGCGACUGCAGUGGAGAUCCACGUGGAGAUGGUCACUUUCAUGGACGAACAGAUGCGCUCUUGUGAAAUGGAAAAGACGAACGCGAGCGAUUUGGUGACCACUCAACCACAUGGCAUCGGCUCGUCGACCAAUCUCAACAAGAACUUGAGCUUCCAUGGUGCGUCAAUAGAACUUUAUUGAAUUUUCCAUAAAAUUGCAUCUGUUUCAGGCGUCUCGGUGUCAACAGACGUCUUCUCUCAGAUUCGAAAUGAUGGCGUUGGUGCAGCAGAAGACAUUCUCAUCACAAGCAUGCAUAUCCGAAGAGAAAAGGCAAAACAGAUGUCUCCCACGAAAUCCGUCCAAAAUUCGCUGCAUCCCGAGAUGUACUUGUCUGCAAUGAGCAACAUGGAUGCAUUCCAUUCAUGCUAUGACAAAUGUGAGCUCUCUCCGGAAAAAUCUAUUUACAAUAUUGAUUUAUGUUUCAGUGACGCAAGACAUUGCAUCUCCCGAUCAGCUGGAGACACUGAGGACCGCCCCUGCUGAGCCGGAGCUUUUCUCUGAUCCGAUCAAAUGCGCAGAAGUCGUUGGUGAUAUUUCGGUUGUAUUCCGGAUAAAGAACGCUGCAAAUGAUGUGAAUCUGGCCGACGUGGAGGAAAGCAAGAUUGAGACUGAUAUUUUCAUCAAAGGAUUCAACGUAUUUGCGACGCCUUCUCAAAUUGAAAUCUUGAAGAGGUAAACCUAUUUUUUCUUUAUUUCUACCGCCUGGACUAAUUGCCGCUGCUCGUGCCAUCUGUCAUCCUUUUUGCUCGUUCGGUCAUGGCUAGCUCAUGCAUAUAAUAGCGAAGGCGAACAGCUGUACCUACAGUGUGGCGUCUGUCGUAGAAGAGGGAAAAAUACAAAUUCAUGGCCUUUUUUCAGAUUCUUCUCAUCUGUAACUGCACCGAAAGAGAUCUCGAUUCUCGAGCAGGGGAAACCGAUGGAAAAAGAGGAUUACGAGAAAAUGACGAAGAACAUGGAAACGAAUCAGCAACCGGAAAGUGCUCUGGGCAAUCACAGAGCUUUUGCCAGCAAUUGGAACCAGGCCGCUGAGGUUUUCCGGGAAUUCGAAGAUCCGAAAUCGUUGCGAAAAGAGAAGAACUCGGAGAAAGAACGAUUCAAGUCACUGAGUACGUUGUAAAAUUUCCACGAAUUGAAUAUAAUCGGUAUUUUUCAGAAGCCAGUGGAAAUCUGAAGGAAGAGUUCACGGUGAAUGUGCACAUUGGAACGCUGCUCAUGUUCAUAACACAUUGCGAUUACAUGGCGGCAGACUACGCACAGCAACGCGGAGGCUAUGCCAACGUUCUGGAUUUGCUGAAAAAGGAAUCAACCAAGUUUUUCAAACAAGUGAACGGUUUCUCUUUCCUCUCAAAGCACGGACUCGCCUCCAUUCGACAAGCGACCGACUCCUUCUACCCGAAAGAUCAUCUGCGGAUAAUCGGAGGAGCUCUGGGGGUCACCUCCAGUUGCAAACGAGUUGCCGGAGUCGAUUCGUUCCUCUGCCGUAUUGUCGCAAAUCAUUUCGAUAUUGUCGAAUACUUGGCCCCGGAAAGCUGCCCAGGACACGAUGGUCCUCUUACAAUCAACCUUCUGGACUACUCGGAGCAAGAAAAUGCUGAACGAGAUCCCAACUUCAAAAUGAUUCUGGGCACUUCUUCUGAUGAGAAAGGCUACACCAAGAUCGACGUGCUUUUGGGAGCAGUGAAAACUGAAUUGGAUUUCUCAAUCGUCGACAGAAUAGCCAAUCUGAUCUACCCGAGGCCCUUCUUCGACGAAGCGUCCAAAAAGCGCAACGAAACCAAAGUACCGCAACUGAAGGACGACAUUUACGCGGACACGACGGCAGAGGGAGAAGUGCAAACCAAAACGACUGUGAAUUUGAAGUGCAUCAACUGGAGCGUCGACCUGAGGAUACCAAAAGCUGACCUGAGAGAUCCAAACGGUUCCCGUCUUCCGUUUGCCGAGCGACACGUUCACAACGAGUUUAUUCGGUUAGGGAUCAAGGACAUUGAUGUGACCAUUCCGAUCGAGAAAGAACUAUCUGUGAUUGAGAUUCUCUGCAACGAGAUGUUUGGAGACUUUUGUGGAGAAGAACUGAACAUUCCAAAGGAACAGGAGAGGUUCCUUUUGGCUAGCAAGACUGGAUUCGACAAGAUCAAAUUGAAGUUUGUCCUCAACUCGAAGAUUCAGAAGAAUGUUGGAGUCCCACGGAAGUCUUCAUCAUCCGGCAUUCCUCCUGACAUGUUGAAGUCAGUGUCUGCCGAUAUUAUGAUGGCUCAUCCGAAAAAAGAAGGACCAUUCUCAAAAGUUCCACGGUCUUACUGCUCUCAGGUUGGAGAUGAAAAUGAUGAGGUUCGCACAGUAUUACAAUGUGACAAAUAUAAUAAGUAACUUUCUUUCAGAUUAUCCAAGCAGGAACACGAGAUGAGAUUCUGAAAUUCCAACAUGACUGUGAAGGCCUUGCUGCAACACUUAUGCUUUUUAUAGUUCCAAACCUCAAAUUGCACAUUCCUGAAAAGAGUUUCCUUGAGAUUCUUUACAACCGCCUUGUCAAUGAUCUGGCGCUGUUCCAACCGGCCGCUCCAGCUUUCCGUGCUCAGCCUGCAGCUGCAAAGAUCCAACCAUUGGACUCCUUUGAAGAAUGCGUGGCGCCAAAGAACUAUGGUAAAGAUAACAAUCGAAUGUUCGAGAGUUUGAUUUCAUACUGUUCUUCAGCCGAAAGUGAGCAUUCGGAUCUGGAAGAUGAAAUACCGACAAUGCGGAACAGCGUCGAGAGCAUUGGUUUUGAUAGAGAGCAGCCACACACUUUUGUGAUGACUCUCAAUGCGAACAAGUGCACCGUUCUCUGCAAUACGGCCAUCAAAGAGGUAAACUACUUCAUACGUUAAAAACAGAGAAAAACUUACUGAUUACAGGAGGAUAAGCCAGCCGAACCAUCACAAGUUUGCCUGGACUUGGAAAAAGUGCACAUUGGAACAACAGCCGGUUACCAUGGAGACACCAACCACACGUUUUUCCACUUCACCUCUUCCAAAGCAGCUGUUGGAUGUAUCGAUCUCAACAAGUUGUCUCGCAUGCCAAAUGUGAUCAGCAUGAAGGACUUCGGAAGAUGGGGAAAAGAUCUCACACAACUGGAAUAUGUGCCGCUGGACGAUGAACUGAGCAGUGGAUCGACAGAAGACGCGUUCGCGGUUGCUCUUCACAUGCAUUUCAAGCCGGAGCAAAACGUGAAGGACGUACUUCUUGGUUUGGCACUCCGCAACUCUUUGCUGCAAGUGAAACCCUUCAAAAACUGGGGAGAAUUCUGGAUCACCCAGCUGGCCGAUUUGUUCACUCUUCAAGAUUACGCCAUUCCUGGAUACGAGCUGCCUGCUGUUUCUACCGAUCUCCAUAUAUGCUUCGAGAACGCUCUUCUAGGAUACGAUCACUCGUGGGUAAACCCUAAAAGCAAGCUGAAACUGCGAGCUGCCCUCGGACAGUGCAAUCUGGCGAGCUCGAUUGUGUCUGACAUGAACAUCUCCAAGACACUUUGCAUCUUCGAAAGUUGCCGAUUGUACAUGGGACAGGAUGCUCUGAAAGAUGUUGUUCGGUUUGAAGGAUUCGGAGUUCCAAAGACCUCCGGAAAGAAGUUUAUUCCGUUCCUGGAUAUCGGAUUUGUCCAACUUGACAUUUUGUUUGCCGUUGGAGAGGAGAAAGGCCCAAGAACGCAACCAGCAUUCGAAAUCCGCUGCCAGAACGAUAUCAUCAAAGCGUGGGCGUGCGCGGACUCGCUUGCCGCUUUCAUCAAAACGGUCAUGGAGUACAUCAACAACGACCAGGCGUCAUCGAAAGGAUCAGAAGGAGACGAAGCUCGCUCGGACAUGGAACAAUCGGGUAAAAGUGAGGACAUCGCCAAGAGUGUCGCUGCGGAAUCAGUUUGGAGUGAUGCUUCGACUGGAAGCAAGCACAUGCAGAAAAUGACCGUCGGUGCCAGCCUUCCUGACGACGUCGACAAGCGGUUGCAGGCAAUCAUCCAGGACGCGUUGAUUGACAAGGACGACAGUGUUGGUAUUGCGAUCGGUGUGGAUGCCGUCAAGGAAUUCAUGACGAAUACGACACCUACCAAACAAGUGCCGAAGAAAAGAAGGGACAAAUUCGAGGAAGCCAAUAAGAUGUUCACUUUGACGGAUGAGGAGUUCUGCAUGGUCGACGACACAGUCUUUGGAUCCGGAAUUACCAACACGCCUGGCGACUCCCGCACUAGAGCGAUCACUUUGUCGUCAGUUGAUUUGGAAGAUUUUGUUGUCAUCCGAAACGAUAUCUACCUUCCGAUUGAUGACAGCGGAAACGAUGCACUCUACCAAGAGAUGUCGCCAAUCAAAGACCCCGUUCUGCGGUAUCUGCUCAAGGAUGUCACUCUCCAACUCAGCCUGUACGCUGGAAACGACCUUAGCGCAAAUCCUUCUCCGCUGAGAACUUACUGCACCGAAGAAUACCGUCGUGGCUAUGGGCCGGAGCAAAAAGUUGAGAAGAACGCGACUGGAGGACCGAACCGUGAUCACUCUGCAUACGUGGUUCUGGAAUUGAGCAAAAUUACGUAUCUGAAGCAGAUCUUCGAGAAAACUGCUCCACUUUUGUCGACAACGUUGUUCCAAAUUGGAGACAUUGUGAUCAAGGACCGAGUACAAGCCAGUGAUAUUCAGGAAAUGCUGUAUCAGUAUUCAUGCAGCUCGCAACCACGACGCACUCACGCUCCGAUCAUCAGUGUUUGCAUGUCCGAGACUCACGCAAAGGAAGGCAAAAUGAGAGUCUCCAUGCUGCCAAUCAAGAUCAAUGUAGAUCAAGAUACACUGGAAUUCCUUGCUGAUUUCUUUGAAGAAACAUCCAAAUUACUCGACCUGCCGAAAGCCCAAACCGCAAUUCCUCAACUGGCUCCACGGCCUAUGAUUGAAGUUCCAGCCGAUCGUUCCAAGAGAUCGUCACCAAAGUCGUCAGUUUCAUCGUCGGAAGGAGACGUCCAGAGAAUGUAUCCGAGUAUUCCUGACCCAGCGCUCACUUUGGAACCUCUCAAGCCGUCUCCUGUUCAGCCUGCAACCCCAUUAGGUACGUUCAGCAAGAAUUGUAGCUACCAGCAUCUGCUUUCACACUCAUAUAUACUUAACCAUACUAAUAUCUUAUUUUUUCAGGCGAUGUGUCUUACCUCGAAAGGAUUUCACAAAACCAUUCGUCGCCUGUGAAGCGUCCAAUCAUUGACGCUCCACUAACCGCUUCUGCUGUUUCUAUUGGUAAUAACCAAAUUCAAACUAAGUUUGAACGUUAGUAAUUAUUUCAUUUUUCAGGGGCAGGAAUGUUCAAUCAGACCAAAAACGAUGAUGAAGACGGCGAAGAGGACAUGGACCCUAUUCAAAUGGAUGCACUUCGUGAAGAGCUCAGACAACUGGAUGAGAUGCAGAACGCGGACGAUGUACUGUCCGGUCACAGUUCUAACAACUCAUCCACGUACUCAAGUUCUUCGAACGAAGCGGAUGAAUUCCCACCGGUCCCAAACACGUUGUCCCCCGGGAAGAAAGCAAACAGCUCGAUCAUCUCUUCGCAACACCCCGCUGAUUUGUCAGACUUGAAGGGAGAUUGGCUGGAAGAUGAAAUUCACUACGAAACGAUCGAUUCUCCCAAACCAAUGCAGAAGAGUUAUUUCCCAGAACGGAAAGAGUUGAAGCCACUGUUCGGACUUGACGACCUUGCCGACGAGCCGGAAUUGAGAGCAUCGAGGAUGUCUCCAGUUACCUCCAGUCCUCUCAAAACCAAUCUGAAAAUGAAAGCUGAAGGCCUUUCGCCGCUCAAGAUGCCACAUUUGACAAACGACGACAUCCUGAUGCGUUCUACAAUGAUGGGAUCUAUCCAUCCAGCACAAAGCGUUCACAAUUUGGUGGAUACGAGUGAUGAUCAGGAAGAGCAUGGCAAUUUCUUGGACGGCAUUGAUGAUGACGAUGAGGAAAGCGAGAAGAAGCAAAUGGAAGAAGAAAUGGAGGAGCAAAAGAUGGGAGACGCAUCAGCGAUGAACCAAGACGUUCAAGCAGCAGCCGAGCGCGGAGAAACGUUCUUUAAGCAUUUCGUCUUCUCUCCAGCUGUCAACAUCUAUGUCGAUUACCAAGGAAAGCGCAAAAUCAGCACGGAGAAGGCAGGAGCACUUGUUGGCCUCCUCAUGGCUUUCGGACAACUUAACCAGAUGCCAAUCACCCUUCGAGAAAUCGAUACCAAGAUUGGAAUUCUGAGCGCCGGGCGUUGCUUCCAGCACGCGAUUGGAGAGUGGUCCGGAGAUCUUCUCACAAAUAUGCCCAGCGUCAUUGCCAGCUACGGACCAAUUAGUCCACUCGUUCAAAUUGGCCGAGGAGUUGUCGAUCUUUUCUGGAUGCCAGUUGAGGAACUCCGCAAGAAGGACGGAAACGUCGUUAAAGGAGUUCAACGAGGAGUUGGUUCAUUCAGUGUUUCUUCGGCGGCUGGAAUCGUGGGAAUGGCACAAACAGUCACUGGAUUUGUGCAGAGCAUUGCUGAGAUGACGAUGAAGGAGUGUAAGCCAGAUGAUCCGUCGACAAGAAGAGCUGCUGGUCGCCGGUACAACAAGAACCAUGGAAUGAACCCUACCGACAUCCGACACAGCUUGCAGUUGGCUUAUGGAAUCCUUUACGACGUGAGUUACCUUUCCUAAUUUUGACAAAGUUAAGCAUAUGUAUGUUUUCAGGGUUACCAUCAAACAAGAGACGAUCUCGAACUGGCUGCUCAAGAAGACCGGGCUUCCGGUAACUCUGUGGUCCGUAGUGCUUUCCGCUACGCCGUACCAACUUGCCUCGGACCCAUCGUGAUGGCCACUCAAGUGACGUAUCAACUGCUUGGCGGUCUCCGCAAUCAACUCCGUCCGGAUACUUAUCAGGACGAGCGGCGCAAGUGGGGAGAGAAGGAUGUGCCCGGACAAGUCGCCAACAAGUGA
Caenorhabditis sp. 36 PRJEB53466 is the source of this 7636-nucleotide messenger RNA. The record is from the annotation of a GenBank genome assembly. NCBI's taxonomy places the organism in Eukaryota, Metazoa, Nematoda, Chromadorea, Rhabditida, Rhabditidae.